CCUUGUUGACUAAAGCAAAAGAAACUCACAGGUCUGUGUGUGUGUGUGUGUAAUUGCCUGUGUAUGUGUGAAGAAAUUAAGUUUCAUUGGGUUAAGGUGCAUCUGUGCUUAAGUUAGGAAUUUUUUAUGCAUGCUGAAGAAGUAGUUUGAAAUGGAAAAGAUGAGAGUAAUGCCUCUGUUUAGGAGAUAUUAUUGAUGCAAGAAUUCCACACCCUUCUCUUUGUUAUUCAACUCCUACGAAUACCCAUUUCACAUAUAUUUUUUUGUUGUUGUGAAUUUUGGCUUCUCAUAAGCACUCUUUCUCUCACUCUCUUCUUGGCAAAUACCAAAUAUGCAUAGACGUGAUUUUCUUCCUUCAAGGACAGUAAGUUAGUAACGAAGGGCGGACCUGAUGCGGCAUGAAGGUCAGGGGUUUGAUUCUUGGAAACAACUUCUUUGCUUGCACGAGUAAGCUUGCGUACAUCAAACCUUCCACAGACUCGCGUAUGCGAGAGCUUUGUGCCGCCUUUUUUUAAAAGCAAAGUGAAGUUGAGAGCAUUGAAAGCCGACGUGGAAAGGCUUUGUUUCUCAUCAAUUCUUACUUUUGAGUCUCACUUAACUUCAAUCCCUCAUCUUCUUUUUGUCUCUGAAUUCCUAGUUGGUUCGCCUUCACAGACAAUUGAUCGAACAUACCCUCCCCAUCCUCCAUUUUCACAGUACGCGCUAAAUGGCGGUGCUAUAAUGUGUUCAACUUUCUGACAGUGGGAUUUUAUAGCAGUGUGAAAGGACUUUGAAUAUAGGAAAGACUUUGUUCCACCUUAAAUUAUAGUUUAGUUUUCUCCAUAUGGGCUGUUAAGUACAAUGGAAACUUUUGGUUGAGAAAAAUAUUGCUUCAAUUUUCUGAUCAAGGCUCUUUUGUUGCUUUUCAAUCACAGGGUUCUGUGUAAACUGUAAACUACGUGCUUGCCAUGAUGGUUUUUGAAUAGAGCACCACUGGAAUUUUAGCACAGAAGGUAACCAAUCUGGUUUUAAUUUCCCAGAACUAUUUGUGGUGCUAAGAACGACAUUGGUCCUAGUGGAAAUGACAAUGACGUUGGAGGAGCUGCUUGCUAAUGAAGGAUUCAAAAGGACACGGUCAAAGAUCUCUACGGGAGCUUCCUUUGGGUCACCAGCAGCAACUGUGCCAAAUUCCACUUUUCGAGAACAUAAAUCAGGCUCUUUCUCAGAUGUCAGAAAGACUGAGAGGACAAACUCUGAUUUAUCACGGUAUAGGUUGAGAGAUGAAUUCCCAGCGAGUGAUGGAACAAAUGGGAGAAGGCCGAGGUAUAAUCUCCGUUUAAGGGAUAAACUGGAUAGAGAAACUAGAGAGCAAGGCAAAAGAGAUUCUAUUGAUUUGUAUGACAUUAAUAACAGAUCCAAUCGUGAUUCGGCUGAAGAUUUUCCAGUUAAUGAGAUUAUUGAGGUUGGAGAGGAAGAUGGUGAGGGUUAUCAAGAUCUAUUUUCAAACAAAAUGUGUAGCCCUGAUAGAAGGAAUGGUAUAUAUUCAACUGGAAUUAGUGAAAGGGAAAGACCAAAACGGAGGUCAGGGAAGGAUAUAGAGGUAGACAACAAAGCUGGCAACAGUUCUAAUAAGCAUCCUCUUAGGCGUUUGAGUUGUAGGGAUUAUUAUGGGAAUUCUGACAAAAGUUUGCACAACAGUGGAAGUUCUGAUGACGCCAAGAGUCGAAGGCUUACUGAGAUUGAGCAGAAUGUUCCUGAACCUGCUCUUGAUGAAGUUCAGAAUAUUCAUGAACAUGCUAUUGAUGUUCAGAAUGUUCCUGAACCUGCUCUGGAUGAAAUUGCUGUCCAAGCCAUGAUAUCUAUCGUGUGUGGGUAUAUCAGAUGUUUUCUAAACGAUGAGGAUUUUCGGACAUCACUCCAUCACAAUUGUUUCACGGUGCUUAAUUUCACUGAAUCAGAUGAAGGCAUAUUUGCUGAGAGCAAGGUGAUAGCCAGUCUUGAACAAGCUAUAGAAACAGUAGAAGGAGCUGCCGAGGAGCGCGUAAGUGGGAAAGAGUUAAUAAAAGCUUCACUGCAGCUUAGGAUGAUUACUGGGUUGAGUUCGGAUGAUUCCAAAGAUGGCUUCACAUCUGGGAUUCCCAAUUCUAAGAUCUCCGCUUGUGCUCAUCUCUACUUGAGUGUGAUAUGUACAUUGCAGAAGAAAGACAGGAUAGCAGCAAAGCAUCUUUUGCAAGUUUUUUGUAAUUCACCCUUUGAGGCUAGAACAACGUUGUUGCCAGAUUUAUGGGACCACAUGUUUCUUCCGCAUCUGUCCCAUUUGAAGGUGUGGUACAAUCAAGAAGCGGAUUCUCUAGCAAACACACCAAGCAAGGCAAGGAAACUAAAGCUUCUUGAAAAAGUGUAUAAUGAGAUUAUGGAUUCUGGGACAUACCAGUUUGCUGUUUAUUACAAGGAUUGGCUCCCAGAGGGGGUUGAAGGUCCAUCCACUCCCUCCAUCCACGUCCCUUCUAUACCUGAUCACGCAGCUCGGAGGGGUGGUCCACAGAGCUAUUCGGUUGAGAGAAUUCGCCAAGAAGGCACUUUUAGCCACUCCAUUGAGAUACAAAGCCCCACUGAACCCUUUUCCCCACUGCCUAUGGUCAGUAAAAGAUUAUAUGAUGCAGUAUUUGGUCGUUCACCCAAAUCUGGAGUAAAUAAUGUGAAGGAAUACAAGUGUGUGGAAAGUUUUGAUCUUAGUACAAGAAGCUCUGAUGGUUCUACUGUUGAAGGUGAACAAGAAUUGACAUGUUCUUCUGCAAAGGUUAAGCAUAAGGAUCAAAAUAUUGAACAAGAUAAUUCAUCUCAUCAUGAAGAUGGACUGAACGCUGAGGAAGCAUGGAGAUUGCGUAGAGCUAGUACUUCAAGUAAAGGAGACGCAAUUGACAAAUUUGGAAUGUAUCCUAUGUAUCCAGGAAAUCGAGAAAGCACCCAAAUAUUACAGGCGUAUUCCGAAACAAAAGCAAAUGAGUUUGCAUGUAAGAGACUUGCCAAAUUGGCUUUUAAACUGCAAGAAACUGAUGGGUUAAUGGACCUCGCGUCUUCCACUUCGUCUUCACAUACGGAGGAUGCGCCAUAUCCAGAUUGCUCUGCAAAUUCUAUCAAGAUGAGGUCCCCGGAUGAAGGGUUACAUGGUGGUUAUGACAACGUCAAUGAAGAAUCCUCUUUCUCAAACAUCCCCGAGGUUUUUAUAUGCCCUCUCACUGGACUUGUUUUCGAAGACCCAGUGACCUUAGAAACUGGCCAAACCUUUGAGCGAGCAGCUAUCUCAGAAUGGUUUAAGCAAGGAAAUAGAGAAUGUCCAGUGACAGGGAAGACACUGGAAUGCCAAUCUGUUCCAGUAAGCAACUUCAUUUUGAAACGUGUUAUUGAUAGCUGGAAAUCAGAUCACUGCAAUCAUUUGUUGGCUUUUGACUCCCAAGCAGCAGGGGAUAACAAACCUGAACUCAAGGUUGAAAGAGUUGUAUUGUUAGAACAGAUCCUUACUUCUUUUAGUAAUAAGGAUAGAAUAACAAAUGCCAAGCUCCUACUAUCCCUUGGAGGCUUGCAGUUUCUAGUUCGGAGGUUUGAAUCUGGAAACAUGGAGGCAAAGACAAGUGUGGCGGCAUUGUUUUCCUCUUGUAUUGAAGCAGAAAGUAGUUGUAGAGAUUACAUAGCUAGGACCAUUAAGAAACCAUGUCUUCUUGAGCUUAUCCACAGCAAGCAGGUCAAAUCAAGGACAACGGGGGUGUCUCUUUUGAUAGAACUAAUAUGUCUGAACAGGAGGAAAGAUGUUAAUUUGUUCUUAGGUGGCUUACAGAGUGAUGGGAUUCUGGAUACAAUGCAUGUUUUACUCCUCCAUCUCCAGAGCUCUCCACCUGAGGAAAGACCCUUGGUUGCUGUUCUCCUGCUACACUUGGAUCUUCUGGAUGAACCUCGGAAAUACAGCAUAUACCGGGAGGAGGCUGUUGAUGCCAUUACAGUUGCUCUGGGUGGCAGCUUAUCUGAUAAGAAGAUCCGAUCGAAGUGUUGUAAAGCACUUCUUAUCUUAGGAGGGUGUUUCUCUUCCUCUGGGAAGAUAAUGACAGAGGAUUGGAUCCUAAAGCAAACUGAAUUUCUUGAUGGUCCCGACCCCAAUUCUCUGGAACAUGAAGAAGAUAACAUAAUAGUAGCUGAUGAAAACAUUUGCUCGGAUGACGAUUACGAAAGGGAAGAGUGGCUGAGGAGAUUAUCAGCAUCGCUUGUUGCUGAUAGGAGGAAAUCAUUUCUGGGAAGUAUUUCCAAGUGUCUAGGUUCUGGAAACUUGGAUUUAGUGAGGGUGUGUUUAACCACUGUGGCGUGGUUGAGCUCUGCACUUGCUUCAUUACCUGAUACAGAGUUCCAGCUUUCUGCCUUCUCGGCUCUCAUCUCUCGGCUGAAAGAAGUUAUUGAAAACGACGACCAAGUUGAGCACAGGAUUCUCGCUAAUCUGUCUUUGCUUAAUUUCAGCAAUAUUCCAGAAUGCAGGGUUCUGUUGAUGACAAUUGCAGAUGAACUCGUCGUACCUUUGAGAAGCCUAGCGGAAGUAACAUGGAUGGCGGGAGAGCUUUAUGCUCUCAUUUCCGGGGAUGUUUUAUAAUCUGCAUAGCGGAAGAAAUGUUAAUAUCUUUUGAGUCGUUAACCAAUUUUGCAUGCCCCAUCAUUUUCGUUACUAAGCGUUAGUUAUCACUGGCCUCCUGAUGGUUUUCCAACAACAAUAUCACGGAUUUCUGUGUUUUGUACCAUUUGCUCCUUCCUAAUCCUACCGGUGCAUAAACCAUUCCAAAGACUUUCGUACCCUCAGUCCGCUUGUUAUCUGAUUGAAUUCCAAACAUGUGGUGUGAAGGUGAUCACUGCUGUGUUGAUUUUGGGUGAGGGAUAAGUCCGAUUGGUGGUUUAUUGGAACCUAAGGGAGAUGUCACAGAGAGUUUUCCAUGUAUUGUUAUCGGGUUCAUCACAUGUGGCUGUGAACAGAUAAGAUGUAUAUAAAUCCGAUACGACUUUU
This is a messenger RNA of Rhododendron vialii, 5017 nucleotides long. RefSeq names its product putative E3 ubiquitin-protein ligase LIN. The transcript has 8 exons. Gene Ontology annotation, molecular function: ubiquitin-protein transferase activity. Gene Ontology annotation, biological process: protein ubiquitination. The record is from RefSeq and is a predicted model, not a curated record. The coding region runs from base 1061 to 4612 and encodes 1183 amino acids. NCBI's taxonomy places the organism in Eukaryota, Viridiplantae, Streptophyta, Magnoliopsida, Ericales, Ericaceae.